AACAGCUCGACAGCAGUGCUUCAUGACUCUUCAUCUAGACAAACAUCAAACAAAGCAGUUCUUUAAUUAUUUCAGCAAUCAAUUGGCUGAUUACGGAAUGCAUUUCAAGCUAAGCGCCGAACAACGGAGCAGAUUGGAACAGAUGUCUUUUUGAAUUUGAAUUUAUUUGGAUGUAACAUUCUUUGCUUAAAGGAUAACCUCCAGAGGUGCAUAAAUGAUGAUCGGCUGAGUUGAGGAGACAGCUGCACAAGAAUCUCUCCCGCUUCGCGUUUUAUUUUUAAGUGCGUCCCCCUGUGGAAUCACUGUAACGUUGUUCCGAAUGCCAUCUGUAUGAUGAGUCUUGGGCUAUGGCCAGCGAACCCCUUGAAGGCUUCCAUGAAGUUAACCUAGCUUCACCCACCACUCCCGACCUGCAUGGCUUAGCGGAGACCCGAGCCCUCAAACACAGCUCCUCGCCCAACGUCCUGUACCGCACCCCCCCCUCUGUGAGCGCCGGCCCCUGCCCGCCCAGCGCCCUGCGCGCUGACCAGCUGCCCACUCAGCCCGUGUACUCUGCCCCCAGGCACCUGGGCAGCGAGGAGCCCCACAAUGGCAGUGUCCCAGGGGCGGACGCUCCGUUCUCCCAUGGUGCCCGGCUGGAGGCCGACUUCCAGGAGGGGGUAUCGGGAGGGCCGGGCGGCGAGGACAGCGUGGAGACUCUGGGCCUCAGCACCGACAGCCUGUCCCACCUCAGGAGCCCCUCGGUCAUGGAAGUAAGAGAGAAAGGGUAUGAGAGGUUGAAGGAGGAGCUUGCUAAAGCCCAAAGGGAACUUAAGUUAAAAGACGAAGAAUGUGAAAGACUAUCUAAAGUAAGGGACCAACUUGGGCAAGAACUGGAAGAACUCACAGCUAGCCUGUUUGAGCUGUGUCUUAAAGGGACUGACAGGCUUUGUUUUGGGGGUGGACUUUCAGAAGGGCUUGGCUUGCUUGGGACGUUGGUUGAGGUUGGUUUAGAGGAGGCCCACAAGAUGGUGAGAGAGGCCAACGUGAAACAGUGUGCCGCAGAGAAGCAGCUGAAGGAGGCUCAUGGGAAGAUUGAUGUGCUGCAGGCAGAGGUAGCAGCUCUGAAGACCCUGGUGUUGUCCACCUCCCCCACCUCUCCCAGUAAGGACCUGCCCCCGGGCCCCAGAGCCCCUUUCAAGAAGGGCCACGCCCGGAACAAGAGCACCAGCAGUGCCAUGGUGGGCAGUCAGCAAGAGUUCAGCGCCACUCAGCCCAUUGUCAGGGACUGCAGAGAGGUGGACACUCUGCUUUUCAGCGAGUUCAAGGCAUGGAGAGAAGAGCCCACUCUUGAGAGGUCUUGUUCCUUUUUGGAUCGGAUCUACAGAGAAGACAUCUACCCCUGCUUGACUUUCUCAAAAAGUGAGCUGGCGUCGGCCAUCUUGGAGGCGGUGGAGAAGAACACGCUGAGUGUGGAGCCGGUGGGCUUCCAGCCGCUGCCUGUGGUCAAGGCCUCAGCCGUGGAGUGUGGGGGACCGAAAAAGUGUGCACUCAGUGGCCAGACCAAAACCUGCAAGCACAGAAUCAAGUUUGGCGACUCCAGCAACUACUACUAUGUGUCGCCCUUCUGUCGGUACAGGAUCACCUCUGUCUGCAACUUCUUCACCUAUAUCCGGUACAUCCAUCAAGGACUCGUCAAACAGCAAGACGCUGAACAGAUGUUUUGGGAAGUUAUGCAGCUGCGGAAAGAAAUGUCUUUUGCAAAACUGGGGUAUUACAGGGAUGAGCUGUGACUGUGAAGAGCAGGGAUUUGAACGUUUCUUUCAACGAGGCACAUCUCUAAAGGCAGGAGGACUCUUUUCAGUGAUCCUCAAUACCACAGACUGGCUGCAAGACAUUUCACCCUCCUCGACCUGUCCACCCUGUAUUUCAAGUACUGUGUUCUCAAUACACCCAAUAUGUCGCAGCUGAACAAAUUGCAUUGGGCUUUUUUUCUGGCGAACUAAAAAUGAAGGUUUUUGUGUGUUUCGAAAGGCAGAAGGAAGAGCUGCUGAAGAUGUCCGCUCUUUGUUAAUGAAUGCAUUUAUUCAAAGUUUGAUCCUGUUUGCGUUUGUGUUCUCUCCAUUUAUGGAAAAACCUGUACAUGUGAUGCUGAAGUAAGUCCAUGUGGAAUCCAAAGUGAUUCAUACAGUAACAGCAGAACUGCUCCCUCAUAAUAGGCUCAUAGUUCUUAAUACAAACUAGUCGCCAGUCAGUGGCAUCAUAGUUAUGUAUGUAUUGUAUGUAAGUAUAUCUAUAUCAUUGUAUGUUUGAUGUAUCAUUUUACCUUUCUGCACUGGAAUCACAAAAGCUUUCCUUAAUUUGAUUUAGUGCCUUUCUGGAACAUAUUAAAUAAAAUUGUAUACCUCUGAGA
This is a messenger RNA of Lepisosteus oculatus (spotted gar), 2392 nucleotides long. It is a transcript of the gene rab3ip, whose product is annotated as RAB3A interacting protein (rabin3). NCBI's taxonomy places the organism in Eukaryota, Metazoa, Chordata, Actinopteri, Semionotiformes, Lepisosteidae. Gene Ontology annotation, biological process: exocytosis. The record is from RefSeq and is a predicted model, not a curated record. Gene Ontology annotation, molecular function: guanyl-nucleotide exchange factor activity. Gene Ontology annotation, cellular component: Golgi to plasma membrane transport vesicle.